AUACGCUCUCUUUUUUUUUUUAAUCGCCCUUUUUCAAUUCUACCUCCACGACUGAUAUUCCUCUAUUAUUCCUGUCAAAGAUCUCCCUCUCUUUGCCGACCUGAUCAUCCUACAUCUUGUCCUCUCGAAAGAGAGACAGAGAGAGUUUCAGAGUCAUCCGUCCGCUCAACGACCCGUUCAUGAUCUGAAAAGUUAUACUUGUGCCAUAUACACAUACACACGCAUUCGCCGUGCCCCUCUAUCCGUCCUGAUCCUAUUCUUACCCUCGUGAAUCACCCCGAGUGAACCCCAUACAUAAACGACGACCCCACAAUGCCGCCCAAAGCCGCAGCCCGCCGAGGUCGAGGGGCAGCAGCCACCGCCGCCAGCCGACGAACCGAAGGCACCGAAGGCGCAUCUGCCAGUCCCGCGCCUGCAGCAGCCGGCGAGACAGAGACGCGAUCGAGCGCGACUCCGAGCGCCGCGCGAGCCCCCGUGCAACGGCUGCAAUCGCUGAAAAAGCGCACGCCCGCAGGCAGCAUCGCGCCCGCCGCGAAACCGCCUGCCGGUCCGGACGGGGAGCCGGCCAAGCCGACGCUGAAGUACAAGCCGCGGGCGGUCGGCCGACGAAGCAAAGAGGAGCGAGAGGCCAUCGAGAAGCUGGAGGCGGAGAGACAUCGGGAGCGAUUGGCCGAGGCGGCGGCGAUUCAGCGCGGUCGUGGCCAUGACGGAUCGCGGGGUCGCGGAGGCGCCGCGCGCGGACGAGGAGGCGCCAUGGGCUCGGCUGGACCUCUUGGGGCGGGAAUGGGGAUGGGCGGUGCGCGCCGCGGACGAGGUGGGUUUGGACGGUUUGGGAAUCAGGAUUCGAGGCAUUCGUCGAUGUCGCGGCGCAGCCGAUCUGUUAUGGAUCUGGGCAGUGGCCACGUGAGUCGGGACGUGUCGUCGGAUGAGAGUGACAACGAAGUGAGGUUCAGUAUCGACCAGAUCAAUCUGGACAGUGACGAGGAUGAACCCGCUCAGGUGGAGGAUAAGAAGGGCAAGAUGGCAGUGAAAAACGCCGACCGGCAUGGCGGCGAGAAGGGCUUGCGGCCCAUUCGAGUGGAGCGACACGAGCACGAGGAGCGUGUGGUCAGCGUGAACAUGGAAUCCAGCUCGAGCAAAUCAGCCGAGUUGAGGCAGCAGGCGCAGGCGCAGGCCACCGAGGACGACGCUCUGUUCGUGCAAGAUGACGACCAAGCGACUACGCAAGAACCGAAGGAGGGUGAGGCGCGCGUGAAACAAGAGCCUACGGAUGACGACCAAGUCAUGGAAGAUGUUGCGGCUCACGACGACACUAUUAUCACCGACGACGGGCUGCUACCGGUCCAGAAGGUGAAGGUUCGCCGGAAUCUGGGCUCUAGAGAGACCUCCACCGCCGUCGAAUCGCCUCCGGCCAAGGACCCUAAGAGUUUACUACGCACCAAGGAGGACAUCGAGGAGUUUGACCGCCACGCGCACGAUCUUGAUAUGAUGAAGGAUCUCCUGUCGAGGGAGGAGAAGGAAGAGAAGGACACUGCGACGGAGAAAGACCCCGACACGGAGCAAUCCGAGAAACCGGCGGACGGAGAACCCGACACCGCGGCGGACGACAAGGAGAAGGACGCAGAAGACAAGGACAAGGACGAAGACGAGACUGCCAAAGACAAGCUGGCGGGACAACUGUUCCUCAUGCAGUUUCCACCCAUGACUCCCAACCUGGUUGUUCCCGGCGAGGGUGGUGAUAAUGCCGAGGGCGCGGCCGAUAACGCCGGACAACCCGGCGCCGAGGGGACGACUACGAACGGUGGGGGUCGACCUCAAGAGCCAGCCGUCAAGAACGAAGACGGCGUGGAAGUGCUAGAUGAAGCCGACGAGACGACAGCGAGAGAGCCGUCCAAGAUCGUCACGGCGUCGGACUGGCAGCUGCCGGCCGGGCGCGUGGGGAAGUUGAAUGUGCAUGCGUCCGGACGGGUGUCGAUGAAUUGGGGAGGGAUCAACUUCGAACUGGAUCGCGCGACGGCGGUGGACUUUCUGCAGGAGGCUCUGAUCGUCUCGACGCCGCCCGAUGCCGAGGAGGUUGACGCCGAGGACGACAAGCGAGUAUGGGCGAUGGGGCAACUGAGCGGCAAGUUCACGGUGACGCCCGACUGGUCGAAGAUGCUGUGAUUACUGUACCAAGUAGCCAAAAUAAUGACAGGCUGGGAUGUGGGAUGAUCUGCACCGCAUAGAGAUU
Messenger RNA from Aspergillus steynii IBT 23096, 2230 nucleotides. RefSeq names its product putative DNA-directed RNA polymerase III RPC4. Lineage: Eukaryota; Fungi; Ascomycota; Eurotiomycetes; Eurotiales; Aspergillaceae. Gene Ontology annotation, biological process: transcription by RNA polymerase III. The coding region runs from base 313 to 2163 and encodes 616 amino acids. The record is from RefSeq and is a predicted model, not a curated record. The transcript has a single exon. Gene Ontology annotation, molecular function: DNA binding. Gene Ontology annotation, cellular component: RNA polymerase III complex.